GCAAGAAUACGAAUCAUAUGCGGAAGAAUUUGGCAUUCUCAUGAUUUCUCUUAUUUAAAGAUUUAGAUUCAAUUUAUUGUCAUAAAGGCCUUAUAUUUUCCAAAAUGAGCAAAUCAAAAACCGGCAAGAAAGAAAAAAUGAGUGUCGCAAGUGAGAUUGACCGCAUUGAGGAGCGCAGAUUGCAUUGUAAAAACCACCUGGAGAGAGCCGAGUUCAGACAGAGAAAAGAGCAACUCUCAGACGAAGACGGGCAAGCCAUGGAGGAUGAAAUUAUCAUAUUGAAUGAAAGAAUACAAAAAUACGAAAAGGAGCUGCAGGUGCUCAGAGGAGAGAACAGGAAAAACAUGAUACUCUCUGUCGCUUUGUUGGCCAUCAGCGCACUUUUCUACUAUGCAUUCAUAUAUUAAGACACUUUCUUUCAUAUAAGGGAUUGAAAUAUGGGGAGAUUUGCCAAAAACACCCAUUCGCCAUUCUCCAGCCGGUACCAUUGUUUGGAG
Messenger RNA from Triplophysa rosa, 497 nucleotides. It is a transcript of the gene ccdc167, whose product is annotated as coiled-coil domain containing 167. The transcript is spliced from 4 exons. NCBI's taxonomy places the organism in Eukaryota, Metazoa, Chordata, Actinopteri, Cypriniformes, Nemacheilidae. The coding region runs from base 105 to 407 and encodes 100 amino acids. The record is from RefSeq and is a predicted model, not a curated record.